Molecule: messenger RNA, 1383 nt
Organism: Acytostelium subglobosum LB1
Lineage: Eukaryota; Evosea; Eumycetozoa; Acytosteliales; Acytosteliaceae
Exons: 1
Coding region: 1-1383 (460 amino acids)
Source: RefSeq, a predicted model, not a curated record
AUGAUCUUGGAACGUUGCAACAAGGACUGUGAUGCAGACACUGUGCAAUAUGUGUUGGACAACAUGCCGCCACACUUCAACCAGGCGCACCAUUUUGUCAAUGCCAUAUCCAGUGGAAUCUCUGGUAGUUUGCAGCAAGGACACGUUCAACAUCUUCAGGCACUCCUGCACACACCAACCGGUAUCAAAUAUCUUAAGAGCAAAAGUGGAGGCGGAUUGCCCAAGAACCUUGAGAGAAACAUCAUCGAGCAUCUUCUCAGCAACGAGUAUGCCAACACAAUCUCAUCAUUUAAGCAGUCACUGCUCAAUGAAAUGAUGGCGGUGGAACUCGCGUCUACUCUGAAUUAUACACCACUCGUACCGUUCCAUCGCGCGUUGGAGAUGAAUGAUGAUACUCUUGUCGUGGCCAUUCUGGACAGCAAUGUAGAUGCAUUUGGAAUGGAAUCAAAUGUGUGGGAAUCACAAAGUCUGAAGCAGUGGUCCUUUUUUGCCAGGUUGCAACCAAACUUCCAACAUCCAAUCAACCCUGAAACGCUCAAUGAUCUCAUCAUUGCGACAUGCGGAGGCCAUCUGUCACCAGAUCUAGCCGUCACAUACCUACGCAGCUCAACCAUUAACCAAGACGACGAGUUUGAACAAGAUGAUGAGAUUGCAUCAUCUAUGAUGAACAAGUCUGCAGCCGUCUCCUUAUCACUCAUGCAGGCAGUCCACGACCUGACCAAUAUGCCCUACACCUACAAGUGUCUAUACAGGGCAAUCAAGUACAAGUGUGAAGAUUCAAUGACCUACCUCCUCGAACUACACCAACAACGACAACUACACAAUGGUGAUUAUGAUGACCAGAGGGCACACCGCGCAAUGGGGCACAUGGUUGAGCAUAGCAACCCGACAAUCGACACCAUCGAGUUGGUGAGACGAUAUAUUCCAGAUCUGGUGAGCCAGCCUCAAUUGUGUGUCGAUGCUGUUGACAACUUUGAAGUGUUCAAGCACCUAUUGUCCAUGCACUCAAUCGAAGCUUUGGAUCAGGUUGUGGCAGAGAUCAUUUCAAAUGCAUGCCAAUCCGAUCGUCCAGAAGUGAUUGAGUUGCUGCAGCAAUAUUUCAAAGACAAACCAUUGCCAUUAUCAUCAUCAUAUGAGUCAUUGAUGACAGCGACCCUAAGCAACUCACACCACAUCUUGGAGCACUACUUUGUCACACACCGAUCAUUGCUCAAUGCCAUGCCCCGGCUCCAAUACCAUCGAACAAUCCUCUCCAUUCUCAAGAUGUCCUAUGAGCGUGGAUUCACUCGCAUCAUCCUGAUGUGCAACCCAUUGUUGGAGGACAUUCGAUCAAACAAGAAGAGGUACAUAUCGAUUCGAUCGAAGCCAAUCGAGCUAAACUAA